Molecule: messenger RNA, 1844 nt
Organism: Centruroides sculpturatus (bark scorpion)
Lineage: Eukaryota; Metazoa; Arthropoda; Arachnida; Scorpiones; Buthidae
Exons: 5
Coding region: 232-1440 (402 amino acids)
Source: RefSeq, a predicted model, not a curated record
UAUAAAACUUUCAUUUGACAUGUUUACGACAAGCGUGUCGUUUUGUAAUAAAUAUCGCAUCCAACUAUGCGAUGCUAUUAAACAUCUUAAUGCAAGUUCAUUCAUUCGAUUCCGAUUAUGACGUGGGAAAUGACGAUGCAUUAGCCACGAUGCAAUUACCGCUGAUAUCGACGAAAGAACUUAAUUAAACUAGCGCAGUAAAGAAAUAAUUAAAAGACGUCCGAAAAAGAAAUGGAAAAAAGUUCCAGUUUGUGUUUCCUCUGUUUACUUCGGCCCAUAUUAUCGUCGAUUUACGUAAUUGGACUAGAUUUCAUUUCACUCUGCCACUGUUUGCCAAAUGGCAAAGCGAGUAGCUGUAAAGCUAAAUUAUAUAAAGUAUAUAAGAUUUUCUUGGAAUCGUUUCUCUGGUUAAUGGUAGUUCAUUUCUUUAUUCAACUGAAAGAUAAAGAUCAAAUGUGCGUGCGCUGGAUAAAUCUGUACGGAAACGAUGCCAAUUCCGUAACCAUCGUAUACGUUACUUUGGCCGGAUACUUGGCCUCGCAAUACAGCAUUCUGAGACGUAAAAAAUUUGCAUUUCGUCAACACAGGGUGGUUUACAGCGAAGAAGAGAAUGUAUGUAAACUGAUUGAUCUGGCUUCGCUGGGAAUUAUUUCCUUAAUUUUCAUUCUAUUGAUGGCUACAUCAAUGUCUACAAUAUUUACCUUCGAAGGUCUGAAGAACCAGGGAAGCGCGGACACGGAAGCUUUGGUCUGCACCACAAUUUUGUCUGUCUGGUUUUUGUUGCUGGUUGCGCAGGCAUUUUCUGUCUUAUUCAUUUCCGCUGUUAUUCUAUUUACCAUAACUUCCAGUUUCUUUCGUUUAUCGAAAGAGUUAAUAUAUCUGAAGAAAAAGUCUACGAUUUGCAAAGAUAAUAUAAACAGAUUUAUGAUGGAAAAUUUCGGGUUAUGGGAAGUAAUCAAAGAUGCGAACGCAACGUGGGAACAUACGUAUCCUUUAAUAAAUUCUCAUUACUUGUACCUGACGUGUUUCUUCGUGUACGGAGCGCUCUAUGUACAAAUGCACGAAUACAUCCGAAUCGCCGUCGUCAUCUUUUCUAUUUUCAUCGUAGCCGCCAUUUUAAUAGUAUCGUUUCUUUUAUCUCGAGUAUCUUCUACGAUAUACGAUAACUUUAUUAGCAUCGGAGUGUUUUCUUCUUCAAAUCUCCCCGUGCUGAAUAAAAUGAAAAUUUUAAACUUUAUGAAUAGAUACACUGGAAUAAUUAAAGGUAUUUCGAUCGGAGGUUACAUUACUAUUAAAAAGACAUUCGUUAUUAGAAUGGUGAAUGGAUUAUAUUCCGUGCUUUCGUCUUUAGUGGAAUUAAGAACGUCGAAAGUGAAGAAAUCGAAUUGCGCAGAAAGAAGUUACUCUUGCAACACUACUUCAAACUACACAAAUUUUUAACUGCAAUAUUAUCGCAGUUUGUAACCGUAUCAGUUUUCGUAAUUUAUUUCUCAUCAACCGAUGUACGAACCGUGUGAAUGAGCUUGUUAUAAUUAAGUUCUUUCAAUUCAAUCAGUUUUAAAAUUAAUUAAACAGCCAUUCUUCAAAAGUCAUUUACUUCAGAAAUUUGAAAGUACGACGAGUCGUAUAUUUUGGAGAAAGUAACUAAUUGUUUCGAGAAUGUUUAACUGAUCGAAAACGUCCAAGAGGUGCCAUAUAUGCUUUACUAAAAACUGGCAAAACUGUAAUCUGUUAAAUGUGUAUAUAUACAUACAAGAAAAACUUCGUACACGAAGUGUUUAGCCGGCGGAAAAGAGGGUAAAACGGUAGGUGAAAAAGGAGGGAGAGGACAGUGGCGUACCGAA